This is a messenger RNA of Scedosporium apiospermum, 1530 nucleotides long. RefSeq lists its product as uncharacterized. Lineage: Eukaryota; Fungi; Ascomycota; Sordariomycetes; Microascales; Microascaceae. Gene Ontology annotation, molecular function: A2-type glycerophospholipase activity. The record is from RefSeq and is a predicted model, not a curated record. Bases 1 to 1530 code for a protein of 509 amino acids. Gene Ontology annotation, cellular component: mitochondrial inner membrane. The transcript is spliced from 4 exons. Gene Ontology annotation, biological process: cardiolipin acyl-chain remodeling.
AUGCCGGGUUUCAACGGACGCAUUGCGAAUCUGAUAAGAGCCCGGGACACCCUCACCCCAAACCGCCUCACCUUCGUGCGGACCAAGACGACCAUGGCCGCCGAUUCGGAAUCGCAGGUCGCCCCCGAACAACCGGGCCCCCCAGUUGGAACUCGGCGGUCCGCCAUAGGACCCCUCUUCCCGAUGGGAUACAAGGACGCGGCAUAUCAAUGGUGGAAUAGUACGACCCCGCUCGCUGCCGAACGAAACGUCCUCUCCUUCAUCCCCUACCUUCGAGAAGCCUCGGAAUUCUUCGCCACCGGCGCCGGAAACGGAGAUAUAUUCGACCCCUUCGGAACACGAGUGUGGAAGACGGAACUAGUUCAGCUGUCGGGCAAGAAUAGGGCGUUGAACGAGUACUCGGUCGAGCGUGUGGGCGAGGAGGUCAAGGAAACGUUGGUAAUGGUCCAUGGUUACGGAGCGGGGCUUGGAUUUUUCUACAAGAACUACGAGCCCUUGACCCGGAUACCUGGGUGGAGGCUAUACUCCCUUGAUUUGCUCGGCAUGGGCAACUCUGCCCGACCUCCUUUCAAGAUUCGUGCAUCCGAUCCUAAAGAAAGGGUUACAGAGGCAGAAUCCUGGUUUAUCGACGCGUUGGAGGAGUGGAGGAUACAACGUAAGAUCGAAAGGUUCACGCUGAUGGGCCAUUCCCUCGGCGGUUACCUCGCGGUCGCGUAUGCGUUAAAAUACCCCGGCCGCCUAAAGAAGCUAAUCCUAGCCUCGCCGGCCGGUAUCCCCGAAAAUCCUUACGCCGUUAGCGAGAAGCUACCCGAGCCUAGCGAGUCGACGAUGGCUUCCGAGUUUACUGAAGAUCAAGAAACCGUUACGCAAGGCCACGCCAAGAUUAGCCAGUCCGACAACAAGAGAGCUCCCAGUGUAGCUUCUCAAACAUCUACAACAACAAACGCUCCGGCUCGAAAGCUUCCGCCGUGGUUUGUCUGGCUCUGGGACGCCAACUUCUCACCGUUCACCCUUGUACGAAUGACCGGGCCGCUAGGACCACGAUUCGUAUCUGGUUGGUCUUCCCGCCGAUUCAACCACCUACCACCUGAGGAGGCGCAGGCCCUCCACGACUAUACGUUUUCCAUCUUCCGCCAAAGGGGAAGCGGCGAGUAUGCCCUCCCCCACCUCCUCGCUCCCGGCGCGUACGCGCGCGACCCCGUCGUCAACAAAAUCCACAUGGUUGGUCGCAUGGUAAUAUCGCAGACGGAAACGGAGAUCAUCCGCGAGACCGGCAUCCCCAUCAUCAUGCUUUAUGGUGAGAACGACUGGAUGGAUGUGGCGGGUGGGUUCGCGGCCGAGCAGAAGCUCAAGGAGGCCAGGAUCAAGGCGCUGCUCCACGGCACGGACGAGGAGAAGAGGAGAGAAAACGGACGUGCGAGCGUCCUGGUGGUGUCGAAGGCGGGACACCACCUUUACCUCGAUAACGCCGAUGAGUUUAAUGAGAUUAUGAGGAAGGAGAUGGAGGAGACUAUGGCGAUGAAGAUAUGA